Molecule: messenger RNA, 4272 nt
Organism: Frieseomelitta varia
Lineage: Eukaryota; Metazoa; Arthropoda; Insecta; Hymenoptera; Apidae
Gene: lqf
Product: epsin-2
Exons: 15
Coding region: 465-2222 (585 amino acids)
Biological process (GO): endocytosis
Cellular component (GO): plasma membrane; clathrin vesicle coat; endosome
Molecular function (GO): clathrin binding; phospholipid binding
Source: RefSeq, a predicted model, not a curated record
GUAGUACGUUAGUCGAUUGCUAUACUCCUUGCAAAACAGGUAUGCGAUCAUUGACGAACAGGUCGAACUGCGUCGAGCUCUUGUGGAACGGGCCGAAUGUUACAAAUUUCUCCUAAUACUACUGCAGAGUGCGAGACACACAAUAAAGAAGGAAAUAUUUUUCAGCGCCAUCUUGCCUCGUAACUUCUAAUUUGUCAGUGCCUGUGAAUGGACUUGUCAUAAGUGUUUUAUGUUAUUUUGUUUCUUAUUUCCGUUGAGAUUGUCGCACUAAAUUUCCAGUAUACGUGUUACGUUUAAUAACAAGGCUUUUUUGAAGGAAAAUUUGAAUCCUCCUAUCUAUCAAUUCUAGGAUUUUAUUGUGAUUUGGGAGUUUUCUAUAUUUGUGGACAAGAACUAGCUUCAUCAACGACCCCAGCCAUAUUUCAUAUGCCAACAAUGGCUAUGCAGAAGUGGUAAUUUUUUAGAUGAGAAGACAAGGUCAAGACGUCAUGCAGGUGAAUUUGGCAGGUAUCAGGCGAGAUAUUGUUAAUCUUGCCCAUAACUAUAGCAAUGCUCAGAAAGCUGUACGCAAAGCCACCAGUAAUGAUCCUUGGGGUCCAAGCAGUACUCUUAUGGCAGAAAUUGCUGAUUUAACAUAUAAUGUUGUGGCUUUUACUGAGAUUAUGCAAAUGUUAUGGAAAAGAUUAAAUGAUCAUGGUAAAAAUUGGCGACAUGUGUACAAAGCUUUAGUUCUUCUAGAAUAUCUCAUUAAAACAGGCACUGAAAAAGUUGCACAGCAGUGUAAAGAAAAUAUUUUUGCCAUUGAGACUUUAAAAGAUUUCCAAUAUAUGGAAGGAUCUAAGGAUCAAGGAGUCAAUGUUAGAGAAAAAGCUAAGCAACUAGUGGCCUUAUUAAAAGACGAUGAAAGAUUAAGAAAUGAAAGAGCUAGAGCAUUGAAAGCAAAAGAAAGAUUUGCACAAUCAGUUAGUGGGUUUGGUAGUGAUGGAUUAGACACUAUGUCACCUGUAAGCAGUGAUUUUCAGGAUUGGGAACCAUGUCGCUUGGGAUCUGAAACUACAACUAGACGUACGACUGAAUUAGAAGCUGCAAGACCACAAACAGUAGGUGAAGAGGAAUUACAGUUACAAUUAGCUUUGGCAAUGUCAAGAGAAGAGGCAGAACAAGAAGAACAAAGAAGACGUAGUGAUGAUGUCAGAUUGCAAUUAGCUCUUAGUCAAAGUCAGCAAGAUUUUAAAGCGCCGCAAACUGAGAAACAAAGUCACAUGCUAGAUUUAUUGGAUGUAAACUUAGAAGAAGCAUGCGGAUAUAAUGUAAAAACCGAUCCUUGGGGUAUACCAAUUACACCGCCUCCGCCCAGACCUCAAUCUUUGGAUUUAUCUCAGUUUUAUCUGUAUAAGCCACAAAACGAUCCGUGGACCGUUCCUACGACAAGCAGUACGUCACCUGCAAUAGAUCCAUGGACUCCCGUCUCAUCGCAAAGACCAACUGCUGCAGUUGAUCCGUGGCGAGCACCUCCAUCAUCACCCGUAACAGUUACAACUUCACCAAACACGGAUCCUUGGUCGCCAGUACCUUCUACUACCACUGCUACUAUUGAUGCUGAUACAAAUAAAAAAUCGAUCAAUCGAGAAGGUAUGACAUCUACUUCUCCAUCUUUUAACAAUCCUACCUUAACACAAAAUAUUGGUUUUGCGGCACAAUCGCCGCAGAAUAUAGGCUUUAAUUUGCCUACAACUUCAAGCGCUACAUUCAAUACAACUAGUAACGAUUUCAACGGUACUGGUCCUAGUCUUAACAAUUUCUCCAUUGGAAAUCAAAAUAGUUCUGCAACCAGUCCAUUGAGCGAUUUAGAUGAAUUUGAUGUAAUUACUAACAGGAAUAAGCCUGCAGGAUCUAGUCUGCAAACUACGAAUAACGUAAAUACAGUGUCGCCAGAUCCGUUUGAUUUAGGGAGCAUAGCGGAAACUCUUCCCACUAGUACUGGAGCUGUUAAAAAAACACCACAGUCGUUCCUCGGAGAAAACUCUGCUCUUGUUAAUCUUGAUAAUCUUGUCAGUACCUCUGCGAUCAAAUCAACAACACCCACACCUGCAGCGACCAUGUCAUACUCGGCAAAUCCGUUUGCGACGGCAACACCACCGCCCCGUCCUACAAUUAAUCAGAUUCGACAAGAUCCUUGGGCAGCGAAUACAACUACUACAGCGAAUCCGUUCCUCUCGUAACUUGGUGACUAUUGUCGAAGGUGUCAGUCGAAAAUCAAGAGCACUGUGGUCUAAAAAGUAUUCGAGAUUUUUAGCGGUAACCCUGUACGGUAUAAGUUUCUUGCUCUUUAUGAAGUUACUUUAUUUCAAGAUAACAAAUAACAAAUGGAUAACAAACAGUGUCGAAUCAAAGUAAAGUAUUUGAACAUUUUAGUCUUACUUUUCCAAUCUUUGGUAACAAAUAAAGACUUGAAAAUGUCUAAUUUGCUUAAUCUGUUUGGACUGAUGCUGGAUAAUGCAACUAUGUCCAUAAAAACAUAGCUGACAUUGAUAUUUAUUUCAACGUGAUAAUUGAGAAAAAUUUACAAAAUAUUUCUCUACAUAUUUUUCUUCACUGUGCAAAAAUAUUUGUGUCUACUAUAAUUUUACUAUUUGUAUUUUAUUGCAUACUAACGAUGAAGGAGGAACUAUCUGAAAAGAGAAGGUAAUAUAUAAUAAAUGAAAUAUAAGGUUACAAGAGUAGUGACUUCGAUAUCAAACAUUUAAGCGGUCCCAAGGUAUAAGAAAUUUUAUAAAGACUUUUUCCAUUUGUAGUAUAUUUUUUAAGUGCAACUCGAAUUGGUCAUAGGAAAUCAUUGACUAAAAUUUUCAUUGUGCUGUAGACUAUAAAAUAACAUUGAUAUCACGAUCAUUUCCUUUAUUUUGUAUUUAUAUACUGCUUUUCUACAGCUAACGAGAUCGUGAGACUGUAAUCGUGAUUUGCAGAAGUAUAUUAUAUCGAACAGGGUUCUUCAAUUUAUGUUAUACGCUUAAUAUGACGUGCAUUGUGGUUCGUGAAAAUAUUGGUGUCAUAGCAUGCCUUUUAUACUCAUCUUGCAAAAAGAGAUAUGUAUUCUAACAACACAAUGUCUUUUGCUAAUUGAUUACUUGAUUGAAUAUCUUGAUUUAUUUGCAGAUGAGACAGUUGUGCAGUUUUAUGGCUGCAAAAGUAAUUAUAUCAUCUUCUAAUAUUGUUAAAGUACAUACGUAUAUACAAUUUGAAUUUAGUUGUGAAAUUUUAACCGUUUGGUUUGAAUAAUCACCGAAAAUAUUUGCAUAGGCUUCGUGCACCGCAGAAAACCAAACACAGCUGUAGCUAAUAUGCAUUUUCCUGUUAAUGAUAAAUCAGUGCGUUUUACUGUUUUACGAGGACUUUCGCAAAAUCUUAUGUUGGUUUCUGUAGGUGUUUUAGAAACUUUUCAAAGAAAAUGUCUAACGCGGUGUCUUUAUUUCUUCGACUGUCAAAUUUAAUGAACCAACAUGAUCUGAUAAUGAAGAAUAAUGUAAAGUGCAUUAGCUUUCUUUGUACGUGACAACAAUUUACAAUUGUACCUUGAUUUAUAUAAAAAGAAAAAAGAAAAUUGUAAAUAUGUUAUAAUAGCAUAUCGUUCCCCAAUUGUCAAGUCUUUUACGUGUAGAAUAUUCUAAAUAAAACCCGAAACUGUUUUUUAACGUCUUAGUUAUUAUAGUCUUUGAGGAAAUUGUUGCCGGGUUUAUUGUUUUAUAUGUUAUGAAUAUCUUUCACAUCGACGACUAUCGCUGCAAUUCCAUAAAAUAAAAAUAACUUCCUUAAGAUGAUAAUAAUAUAUUUAUUAACAAUUUUUUAAAAAGAAAGCUACAUUGCUGGUAGUCGUAUUGUCAAUCGGCAUUCCCUUUUUAAGAAUAUUCAUGCAUUUUACAAUUUUUACAAUUUUUACAAAGAAACGGUUUCGUACAUUUAACGAUUGACAAAGGGGAACUAUAUUUGUCUGCUUAUCCUAAGUAAAUUAGAUAUGAGUUGCAAAAUUAAAAUUUUGUUGAGUAAUUAUCGCUUAAAUAAUUCCAUUGUAUUAUUCUUAAUUAAAUUAAUAAUUUUAUUUCAUUAUGCAUUUUCAACAUACUUGCUUAUAUGAUUGAAAUUGUAUAUUUAACGCAUAUGUAUCCAGAUGUUCGCGAAAUGAUGAAGUUAGAAUUAUAUGGUAAAAUUUAAUCUCACUUAAUUCAGGAUUUGAAAGAAGCAUCGACUCAAUGAUCUGUAGUCACUGCUUUUGUA